Benincasa hispida (wax gourd) is the source of this 1124-nucleotide messenger RNA. Its product is annotated as Acid phosphatase/vanadium-dependent haloperoxidase-related protein. The record is from RefSeq and is a predicted model, not a curated record. Lineage: Eukaryota; Viridiplantae; Streptophyta; Magnoliopsida; Cucurbitales; Cucurbitaceae.
GACGGAAGGAGAUGAUAAGACGAGAGAUGGAGAGACUGGUGGUGAACAAAACCCCGCUGGAUUCGAAAAACAGAUUAAUAUUGGCCGCUGCUAUGGCAAGUUGACUUCAAACCUUCUUGCCUUCAGGCUUCUUCUUGUCAUUGCAGUGGGAAGAGAAGAAGAAUGUCAUUGUCAUGGUGCAGCUCCGCCACCGCCGUUCCUUUUCCAUCUCAGACACGGCUAAUUACUCAUCCUUCCCAUCACCAACACUACUUUCAUAUUCGUCUCAGAAAAUUAAGCCCUUCUCCUUCAAUUUUCACCGCUCCGAGAGCUAUAUUGCUUGACGAAAUCGUUCAACUCACCCACAACAAGGUUUUAGUUUCCGCCGGUGUGUCCGCUGCGAUUGGGCAACUCGCGAAGCCUUUCACGUCUGUUGUUUUCUAUGGCAGAGAGUUUAACAUCAGAACUGCCUUUGAAGCUGGAGGCUUCCCUUCGACCCAUUCCUCUGCGGUGGUUGCUGCUGCUACAAUCCUCGGCGCUGAGAGGGGUCUUGCCGAUUCCAUUUUUGGCAUAACUGUAGUUUACGCGUCCCUUAUUAUGUACGAUGCUCAGGGAGUCAGGAGAGAAGUUGGAAAACAUGCUAAAGCCAUCAACAAGCUGUUACAAACAGAGACACCAGUGAACUCAUCAUUUCCCUAUAAAGAACAAGAUCUUCGAGUCGAUUCCCAACUCGAAAAGAGAGUAUCAUCUUCACUCAAUAGAAAUCUUGAGAUUGGCAGUCCCAUAUUAUCCGAGGAAUCGACCAAGGCCCUAAUGGCACCGAGUCCAGUAAAGCAGGAUGUCGCAUCCUCAGGCAUAGCAAAUGAUUUGGAAGAAGCAUCAAGAAUGGAGGCUAGUCGUUGGAAGCCAUUUAAAGAGUCAAUAGGCCAUACUGAGAUUGAAGUUGCAGCUGGUGCUUUGUUGGGCUUCACGGUUAGUCUGAUUACCAUUUCAUUAUUGUGAUAUCAGAACAAAAGAAUGAUUUAUAUACACAAUUAUCUCACAAAUGAACCGCUGUACAGUCACAUCUUCUUUGUCAAUGCUAAACUCGAAUAAGAUAAUUAAAUGAUAAUUUUAUGUUAAGGCAUAACAUUAGAUUGGAGGCA